GCCUUUUGAGAAAGGCCUUCUAGGCCCCUACCCCAAUCGACAAAACAUCAGUACUAAUAGCUAGCUAAGCUAUCCAGCGAUAUAGCUCAGAAUGUUAAAUUGUUGCAGGUUUUGCAUCUAAUAUUAAUAUGUACUAUAUUUCUUAAAGUGAUGACUUUCUAAAGUAUAUAGACAAUUGUCGUUUUCACCGCAUUUUUGUAAUAAUAUAAAUUGCAACUGCUGGAAAUGCUAUUGCUAGUUAGCGACCAGCGCUAGCUCGUUUAUUUAGCCAAAUAUGGCGUAGAACAGAUCUUCAACUGGGUUUAGAAAGUCGCAGAGCGACAGUAUUGCACGCUUGUUGGAGUCUUUACACAAGCCGUAUAGAUUUCACGUAAUUAUGAUCAUACAUUCAAUUUGUGCUCAGCAUUUUUUAUUCUUUUUCCCCCCAAAGGAAUCCUGAUCAAUGAGGCUCGAGUUGUACUAUGUCUGUACUGUCUGCGUUUUGACUACGCAGAAUGUAAACAAGCCAUCAUAUUGGUUGCGUCUGGGCGUGCACUCGGCUGUCUUUCGGUGGUUCACCUCCCUGUCUUCAAAACAAAGCGUAUUACUUGUCUGGUGGUUAGAAUCAAAUGUAGUUAGAAAAGAGUUAGAAUCAAAUGUAAAUAAUGGAGAAAGGAUGGACCAUGGUGGAGUGGUCUUGAACUUUCAGAUGCAGGACUCAAAGAUGCCCCACACAAUGAUAAUGCAGGAUUUUGGUAUGGGUGGUAUGGCCCACAUCGACGGUGACCACAUUGUCGUAUCUGUGCCAGAGUCAGUGCUGGAGUCUGAUGUGGUGAAUGACCAGGAGGGCAUCACAUUUGAGCAUGAUCUGGGGUCAGAGGUUGUAGAGGGGCCAGAUAUCUGCUGCAGCAAUGAUCCUAGCGGAAUCAUCCUGACAGAACCAGUCUUAGGAGCCCAGGUGGACAUCGAAGAGGUGCUGGAAUCUGACCACCAUCACCGUGUGCUGACCGCAGAUCUCAUUGAGGAAUCUUCCAGCGUUCCUGAACAGGUGUUUGAGACGGUCCCUGAGGAGGUCUUGGUCUCUAGCUCCCAGACAUAUGUGGAGGAGCAGGAGGAGAUUGAAGAUUCUGCUGUCACCGUGGAGGAGCAGGACGAGGAGGAUAGAGGGAGUGUGUCUGAGGACUACCUGAUGAUCUCCUUGGAUGAUGUCAGGGAGAAGCUGAAUAUUGAGGACACCUCACUCAAGAUCAGUUCAGAGGUGAUGCAUGAGGAAGAUGGCUUCAAAGACGCCGCCAGCAACUCUGAAUGCAUCAAGGUCUACAUCUUCAAGUCAGAGGCUGAUGAUGACAUAGGUGGCACAGAGAUUGUAGCAGAGAGUGACUUCCACAACGGCCACACGGUACUGGAGACUGGGGGCUUUGGCAAACUGUCGCGAGAGAAGAUGAUCUACAUGGCAGUGAAAGCUCCAUGCCAGGAGGAUUCAGAGAUCAACAGCACUGAGAUUGCUGAUGAGGUGUACAUGGAGGUGAUAGUGGGAGAGGAGGAUGCCCCUGCCAAACAGGACUCACUCCAGGACUCCAGCCACAAUAAGGGUUUUGGCACCGUAGCCUGGGCUGCAGCCUAUGGUAACAGCCUGGACUCCAAGCUGGAGAACAAGAACACCACAGGGGCACAUUACCUGAAGAUCAGCGAUAGCCUCAGUAUAAGUAGAGCCGUCAAACAGAAAAUCAAGAAAAAGAAGAAGGGAGAGACACGUCAAUGUCAGACAGCUGUGAUCAUCGGUCCAGAUGGUCAGCCUCUGACUGUGUACCCCUGCCAGAUCUGCGGGAAGAAGUUCAGAUCGCGAAGCUUCCUGAAGAUCCAUAUGAAGAAUCACCCGGACCACAUGUUCAAGAAGAAGUACCAGUGCACAGACUGUGACUUCACCACUAACAAAAAGGUACAUUUCCACAACCACCUGGAGGGCCACAAGCUAAUAGUGAAGAGUGAGCGGGCUCCAGAGCUGACAGAGUUCACACGGUACUGUGUUGAGAGCCCCCUCAGUUCCAGCAGGCUCAUCCUGCGUGACCAGGAGCCCAAGCUGCACCACUGUAAGUACUGUGACUAUGAGACAGCUGAACAAGGCCUGCUCAACCGCCACCUGCUGGCUGUUCAUAGCAAAAGCUUUGCCCAUGUGUGUGUGGAGUGUGCUAAAGGUUUCCGCCACCCCUCUGAGCUCAAGAAGCACAUGAGGACCCACACGGGUGAGAAGCCCUACCACUGCCAGCACUGUGAGUUCCGCUGCGCUGACCAGUCUAACCUGAAGACACACAUUAAGAGUAAGCAUGGAGCUGCACUGCCCUUUAAGUGUGCCCACUGUCCCCAAGCUUUCCCCGACGAGCGGGAGCUGCAGAGACACAUGGACAUCUUCCAGGGCCACAAGACACACCCCUGUCCGCACUGCGAGCAUAAGAGCACCAACUCCAGUGACCUGAAGCGCCAUAUCAUCUCUGUGCACACCAAGGACUUUCCUCACAAGUGUGAAGUGUGUGAGAAGGGCUUUCAUCGGCCCUCUGAGCUAAAAAAACACGCAGAGACUCACAAAGGUGCCAGGCUGCACCAGUGCCGCCACUGUGACUUCAAGACCCCAGACCCGUUCAUACUCAGUCGCCACAUCCUGUCCGUCCACACCAAAGACCUGCCGUUUAAGUGCAAGCGCUGCCGGCGGAGCUUCAGGCAUCAGCCGGACCUGAAGAAGCACAUGAAGAGCCACAGUGGGCGUAAGGUCUACCAGUGCCAGUACUGCGAGUACAGCAGCUCGGACGCUUCUGGGUUCAAACGGCACGUCAUAUCUAUCCACACCAAGGACUAUCCCCACCGCUGUGACUACUGCUCCAAAGGCUUCCGCAGACCCUCGGAAAAGAGCCAGCACAUGGCACGGCAUCACAAGGAUGUUUUACAUUGACUUUGCGCGCACUAUUCAGGACAGUCAUUUACAUGCUCUCUAUAAAGAUGGGGAAAUAAAAUGAUUUAACUGUGUUAAGGAUGACUGGUCACAUUUUCUUACAUCUUAAUUAUUUAUUAACAGUCUUUGCCCUGACGUCACCAUUAGCAUCACCGGGUGCUAUUCAAACAUACCUUAAGUCAGGUGAAUCCCAAAUCAGAACAUUGCUGAAAGAUGCCUUGACUGUUUGAAUAGCCUUUUGUAUGCAGUAUUAGUGCUAAAACAAUGUUGUAAUAAGACAUUUUAACUAAUUCCAUGUUUGACUUUUGACUGUAUUUUUACUUUCGAUCUAGGAGUAAUCGUUAUCUGAAGUCAUUUUUAUUUAUCUUACAGCUUGCAAUAAAUGGCAGAUUCAAAGACCCAGUAAUAAUUGCAAACAUAAACAGUCAUGUGUGUCAGUAUUCUCUGUAUGCAAAAGGGUGAAAGGGACAUUAGGGACCCAGCUUUUGAAUCGUGUUUGCCUGUUAUGCUUUGAAAUAAUUGUUGUCAAACAAUCGGGGGUUCACUUUUUUCCUGUGUUCCCACUGGUCAUGUGGCUCAAAGCCAACAACAUCAUGUUCACUGUCAGGAAUCAUGUGUCCGAUAAAAUCAGUGUUCUCAAAUCAGUGUUCUCAACCGAACUGGUAAUCUUAAGUAAAUAAAGGUCUCCUGAUGAAACUA
Molecule: messenger RNA, 3622 nt
Organism: Esox lucius (northern pike)
Lineage: Eukaryota; Metazoa; Chordata; Actinopteri; Esociformes; Esocidae
Product: zinc finger protein 711
Exons: 9
Coding region: 443-2923 (826 amino acids)
Biological process (GO): regulation of transcription by RNA polymerase II
Cellular component (GO): nucleus
Molecular function (GO): DNA-binding transcription factor activity, RNA polymerase II-specific; metal ion binding; RNA polymerase II transcription regulatory region sequence-specific DNA binding
Source: RefSeq, a predicted model, not a curated record